UCGGACCUGCGACGUCGCAUGAGUUUGCUUUCGGCCUCUUACCGCUCGUCCGUCUGUCCGUCGGUUCGGCUGUCGUCGUCGUCGUCGUCGUCGUCGUCGCCGCGGCUAAAGGAGCUGGCUGCGGAUGGUGCUCUCUGUCUCGCCCAAGAGCCAUGCACGCGGGUCUUGACACGUCGUUCUGCGCCAUUUCCCUGCGUCGACGAGCGAGGAGUCGUUGGCUGGCGAGCGUCGUCGGUGCGAGAUUUCUUUUGCGCGGAAUAGAUCGUUCCAGCCGUGCUGCAUGCUUCGUGUACAGACGACACUUCCAAUCUUCGGCGCGGCAUCGCGUCGUGGUCGCCGGUACGCAUAUUCGCCGGCUUCAGAGAUAGAUGGCCUUGGCCGACGAGGCAAAGCUAGCCUCCAUCUCCUUUUCCGUCUCUUUUUCAGCCUCUUCCCCUCCGUGCUCCUUUCGUCCCGCC
Messenger RNA from Aplosporella prunicola CBS 121167, 458 nucleotides. Lineage: Eukaryota; Fungi; Ascomycota; Dothideomycetes; Botryosphaeriales; Aplosporellaceae. The record is from the annotation of a RefSeq genome assembly.